Molecule: messenger RNA, 4000 nt
Organism: Physcomitrium patens
Lineage: Eukaryota; Viridiplantae; Streptophyta; Bryopsida; Funariales; Funariaceae
Source: RefSeq, a predicted model, not a curated record
AUACAAGGUUCUUUCGUUUACAAUGUUAUAAUGGAUGUUACAUUGGCUUACAAUGUUAUACUGCAUAAAUGCACAUGCUGCAUGAGUAACUAAUUAAUUAAGUACAUUAUACAUGUAUUAAUGCACAGUUUCAAUCCAUGAUAGCCGCCUAAUAAUUGAUCGUCUUUGAAAUCAAGAAAAAGUUAUGUAAUUGAAUAGCAUUAUGUAAUUCAUUUUAAUUCAAAUUUCAUUGACACAAUAUGAGACACACUGAAGUGUGUGGAAUUGAUAUGCAUUUUUUAAAGAAUAGGUUGAAUUAUGUGAGAGGAAUAUGUGGUUUGAAUGGCUUGUGCACCAAAUUAACAUGGGAGCACUUGCAGCCAUCUUGCCUUCAAAACAACUAUCAAACUUGAAUGACCAUUGUCUUCAAAACAUUGGUUUAAUAAACAAUUCUGUAAAUGUUUUAUUUUAUCUUUCUAGAUGUCAUUUCAAAAAGUUAUAAAAUUCAAGUGAAAUUAUCUUCUGACUUCACCGUCAACAUGUUGCAAUUUUGAAUUUUAAAUAAAUAUCACAUCACCGGGUCUAAAUUUUCCUUCUUAGAAUACUGUAAAAGAGGAUUAUUACAACGUAUUAUUAUUUAUUUAUUUUUAAUUUUUGAUACACCUUCAAUCACAAAAAGAUUUGUGUUGAUCUUUAAUAGUUCCAAAUUCUAAUGUAGGGUGCAAAAAAUUCACCAAAAAGAUGGAAAGUUGAAUUGAGCGUGUCUUAUUCACAUCUCCUUCCAUGUAGACAAACUUCAGAAAUUUUUCUUAAAGAAUUAUUUUCUUCACCCACAUGUACAAUAUGGAAGUCUUAUUUAUAUAAUGAUUCCUACAAAGUGUUGAAUUGCUAUGUAGGACUUAAAGGGCUUAAAAAUGCAUUGUUAUUGUCAUUAGAGAAGGAUGUAAAUGGUGGACUUGUUCCACAAAUAUUUGAGCAAUGAAAUUUUGUCCGCCAUAUUGCCAAAUGUUUUUUGCAAUCUUUACGAGGGUUUAAACGAUCCGGAGUAGGCAAUAAUAAUAAUACAAUGUCUUGUGAAUCAAAGCCACCUUUGAUACUACACGAGACUUCCAAAGUUGAGUUGUGGGCACAACAAGAAAAUAAUAACACCAAUAAACUCUAUUCAAAAGAAAACCAAGACUCUUUAAACUUGAAUGGAACAUUUAAACCUAGCAAAAGCAUUGAAGGAUUAGUGAAUGAUAGUCAAUCAAAUUCUCCUAUGAAUUGUGAAAAAACUUUACUUGUGCAUUUGCAUGAAAAGGAUGGAAGAAGUUGGCCACCGGGAAAAAAAAAUAUUAGGUCAAUGAAGAUCGAUGUGGUAUUGAUUGGAAAAAAAUAUAGAACCAUCUUGGAAGAGACGAAAAACCUCUAUGUCGAUGCUUCCAAUCACAUUCAACAAGAUGUAGUGCCCGUGCAAAGUCAAGUUAGCAAUUCAUUCCAUAAAGAUGGACAUUGUAAAAAUUUGGUUGUUCUUGCCAGUCAUGCACAAGCAAGCAACAAAGAUGAUUUCUCUAAAAGUGUAGCAUGUUUUGAAGAAGAAGAUGUUUUUGGGGACGUGCUUCACGGAAACAUGAAUAAAAAUUACAUGAGACAAGAUCAUUAUCGAGAAAUAAAAAAACAUGAAGAUGACAAUAGUAUUUGUAAUUUGAAUAAAAGAGGUGGAAAUGCUCUAGGACAUAUCCUACAAGAUGAAAUGCCUACAAGCACACCAUCAAAAAUUCAGUGUAACAAAAAAGAUAUCGAUGGGGAAUAUUGGGGCAAAGCAAAUUGGUGUGAAAUUGAUAGCUACAUGACUAGCCAUGGAAAAGAAACAACAUGGACGGUGCGAGGGUUUGAAGAUGACAAUGGGAUUUUUGAAGAGAGUGUUCUUGACUACAAAAAUGCCUACAUAUCAAAACAAUUUGCAAAUACAAAUAACCCAUCAUGCAAAGAAAGUAAUUUACUUGUUACCAACACUCACAUUGAAGGACCCAAUGUUGAAACUUUACAUGGAUUGCCUCCAAAAUGGACCCAACAAGCAUUGGAAGUGCAAGUUGCUAAGAACUUACAAGAUCAACACAAAGAAUUUAGGUCAUCAAAAAAAAGAUUGAAGAUGGUUAGAACCAUUUGUAAAAAAAUAGGGAAGGGUAAUGGUGGGUCAAAAGAAAACAAUAGACUCCAAUCUAAAUCCCAUGAUCUACUGCAUGAUGAUCUAUUGUCUAUCCAUGACAUGUUCUAUUACAGGAAGCAAAGAAAGUUGUUGAAAUAUGCUACUCUUUUAGAUUCACAUAAAAGAAACAAAGAUGAAAAAAUUGAGGAAAAUAACGUCCAAUUUAUUUGCAUCAGUGCUAAUUGGAAGAAAGUGCAAAAAUCUUCUCAAGCAUGCAUUCGUUCAAGUAUUCAUAUAAACAAACUUGAAAAAGAACCACCAAGUUUGGUACCACUUUGUAAAAUACAAUGGUGUAAUAGAAGAUGGAUUUCAAAGAAAAAUAAACCAUUAAGACAAGCAACAUUGUAUUGUAUUUCAUUGAUUGAUAACAGUACAAAGAUUUUACACACAGCCCGCAAGGAUACAGCCACAAUGACCGAGAUGCUUGAUGACCAUGAAGCAAAAAAAAACAGAGAUAUGGAUUCAAAAGCAAUUGAAAUGUAUGUGCAUUUGAAAACAUUUCAGUCAGAAGUUCAGCAACUUCAAACCUUGAGGAAGUUCAAUGUGCAAGUGAUAUUUCCUUGGCAACAAAUCCUAAAAAACAUUUUCAUGGGGCAAUCAAGAUAUUUGCAAACAGCAUCCUCCAGGAAAGGAAAAACCAUGGCUGCAAUGGUUAUUAUGUUUAGUGGUAGUUAUAUUAGUAAAGAAAUGUGGCAAAUAUAUAAUCAUGUGCAAACAAUGAAAAACUUACAUGAAAGUCUUUAUCAAAAGAAAUUGUGUGACAUACUUGAAAGAAUAGCUUACUUGUUUGCAUUAAUUCGCAAAAAAGGUCCCCUUUUUGAAGUUCAAAAUUAAAGAAUGAGAAUAAAAAAGAAGUUAUUGGUAGAUGAUUUUUUCUAAGAAAUAUCUCUUAAUUGAAAGUUGAAAUGUGUUAUAUUAAUUCAAUUCUAUUUCACUGGAACUUUUUUGUACUUUAAAAAAUUGAAACUCGAGUUAGGGUGUGUAAUCAUGAUUAGUUACAUGCUCAGAAAUCAAUUUAAAAUUUAUUACAUCAUUAAAAUGUUCAUGCGAUGUUCACACGUGAAUUAUGCACAACUGUGUCAUACAAUAUGCUACUCGUAUGUUUGCGGUUGCUAAUAAUUGAGUAUCAAAGAAUUUAAUCAUAUUUCCAGAAUAAUUUGUAAUUUCCGACAUAAAAGAUUAUAUUGUUCUAGAGAUAAAUAUGUGAUUAAUCUUGUUAUUGUGCCUGAUGUAUUUGGAAAAAGUUUCAACUCCAUUUUUACCUUCUAGAAUAACUUGAAUACUCUUUUUACAGUUAUUUCUGAAAAAAGAGGUAAGAAACAAUUGACUUUAUAAGUGACCUUAUGCCGCUUUCUAAUGCUUCCAUCAAAUUCAAGUCUUUCUAUGUUAGAUAUUAAAUAUUCUAAAUAAAAAUAAUAAAUUUUUAUUAGUAUACUUCAAUCAUUUUAGAAAACAUACAUUUACAAAGGAUGUCCGAAAUAACUUGCUCAGUAUAUUAAUUUCAAAAUUUCCUAUGUACAUAUUGUUUGAUGGUGUUACUGUCUUGGUAGUCCAAGGCAACCAACUACAAUGUUGAUUAUAAACUUGUUUGUCAACUUCAACCGUUGAUUUAACUCUCUUCUUUUUAAUUUGUCCAUAUUUUAAUAGGAUUAUUUUCCAAAAAGAUUAUUGUGUUUGUAAAUCUAAACUUUGAUCCAAUCAACUUGAAUAAUCUUUCACUAGCCAAACAUUUUUGAACGAUUGUAUUAAUACCGUAUUGCAAACAGAGUGUCGCAAUUUCAGCCCAGUGUUUAACUAUUGGAGUAUAUUUAAUCAUAGAUUUAUAAUUUGUAA